Molecule: messenger RNA, 2755 nt
Organism: Acipenser ruthenus (sterlet)
Lineage: Eukaryota; Metazoa; Chordata; Actinopteri; Acipenseriformes; Acipenseridae
Product: peroxisomal membrane protein PEX16-like
Exons: 11
Coding region: 103-1131 (342 amino acids)
Biological process (GO): peroxisome organization
Cellular component (GO): peroxisomal membrane
Source: RefSeq, a predicted model, not a curated record
AGUUGGUUGCCGUACGACAGGAAGUACAACGUUUUUGUUUCGGGAAGUGGUACUUAAUCCGGAAUCGCUCGGAUUAUUUUGGAUGUAUGACUGUCUGUCACAAUGUCAGUGCACUGCAGGGAAAAACUGCUUCUUUUAUACCGACGGUACCAAAGCUAUGUUACGAAGAACCCAGCCGCCACAGCGCAGCUCGAAGGCACUGUCAGGACACUGUCUUACCUCAUCGCCGGGCGGUUCGCUGAUUCCCAUGAACUCUCAGAACUAGUGUAUUCAGCCUCCAACCUGCUAGUGCUGUUGAACGAUGGAAUAUUGCGGAAAGGACUGUGUAGAAGCCUGCCUAUGUCUCUAUCCCAGCAGAAGCUCCUGAUGUGGCUCACUGUGCUGGAAUAUGUGGAGGUCUUCACUGAGAUGGGGGCUGCGAAGCUCUAUGGAGAACGGUGCCGCUGGGUAGUCAUCAUCCUCAUUCAGCUUGCAAAGGCAGUCCUGCGGAUCCUUCUGCUAUUUUGGUACAAAGCUGGAAUCCAGACAUCUCCUCCCAUCAGUCCUCUUGACAGAGAGACGCAGCUCGGCUGCAAAGAAAAUGAAGAUAAAGAUGAAGUCCCGUCUGAGGAGCCAGCUUUCGUUGGGCAGCGCUGUGGAAGGGUCAUGAGGUCGCUCAGCAGCAUCCCAUCUUUCCAGUCCAGACACUGGGGUGCACCUCAGCAUGACAACCCACCCAGGAGGCCAGAGGAAGAACUUCUCCAGCCCCCUACCCACCUUGGACUACAAGAGACCAUUGCAGAGUCUCUGUUUAUUGCACGCCCUCUUGUCCACUUGCUUGGUCUUGGUGUUUGUGGAAGUAGAUCCUGGAAGCCGUGGAUCAUUUCUGGGAUUCUGGACAUUACCAAUUUGAGUUUAAUGAGAGACACAAAGAGACUGAGCCGACGAGAGCGGGCAGAGAUGAGACGCAGAGCAUUCCUCCUCCUCUACUACCUGCUGAGAUCUCCCUUCUACGACAGAUACUCUCAGACAAGAAUCAUGUUUUUGCUGCGUUUAUUGGCUGACUAUGUGCCAGGAGUUGGGCUAGUAGCACGUCCUCUGCUGGAUUACUUACCUGUGUGGCAGAAAGUUUACUUUUACAACUGGGGGUGAAUGGAAAACUGCAGGAAUUGUGAUCCAUUACAAAACAGCUGUGGAAGCAGAAGGAGGAAUGGGAGACUCAUUGAAACAUAGCAGUGCCAGUUUCUAAAAGAUUGUCACAAGUUCUGACGUGAAGUGCCAGUUUUUUAAAUGAAUAUAAUUUAGGCUCUGAGAACUAUUUGUUAAUUUUUCUAAUUUUAAGAAAUCAUCAUUUAUUUAUUUUUUUGUGGUAGUGGUGGGCCCUUUAAUUUUUUUGGGGUACUCCAUCCUCAUUAUGAGCGGGUAUCAUUCAGAAAUACAUGUUAAUAAUCCAUGUCCUAUUCCAAUGCAGUGUGUUUCAGAAGUUGCACAUGUAUUAUUUUGCGAGGUUGUUGGAUGAGGUUUCUUAUUGUUUUUAUUAAGAUGGAUAAGGUACCCUUUGCUUGAAGGCUAACAGAAAAACAACACAGAUUGUUUUGUAUGCCACCGUUUAGGAACAAAUGAACCGUAGUGAAAUUAUUGGAGAUGACUCUUCUAAGAACUGCUUUAUCUCAUAACAGGAGGACAUUUAAAAAUCAUGAGACAUCUAGUGUGUGGUUAUAGGGGUCACUAGAUUAAUAAAAACCAGCAAGGAAAUUGUUGAAAUUGGAUGGUUUUUCACUAUGUGAAAACUGUAUAAUUACCUUUGUUAAUAAGAACUCCUGAAUCCAAAAAAGGAAUGUAUUCUUUAAAUGUACAUGCAUGCUGAGAGUGUCUUGGGAGUAUAAAAAUCACAUGUAAUUCUCUGUAUGUAAAUUAUUUGAUAUAUCCUGUAAAUUUAUUUGACAAGGAAGCUAAUGUGCUUUCAAGAAAAAAGGAAGGAAAAAAAAAAGUUUGCCUUUGAAGUUGUGUUAGGUGUGUCUGUACGAGAUUGGGGGUUGAGAAACUGUUGAAUGUGUUAGAGUGGGUGAUGUUCAGAUCUACACAGUGCCACCUACAGUAGAUUUUAAUAUUCAAGGUUUUAUUCAUUCAUAGCCAUGCUAUUGUCAUUGACCUUUAACACUUGAAUGCUUGUUUAAUUAUUUUACUAACUUUGAUUAGUGUUGAUUGCAAUUAUUCAAAUAUUGUGUUACUUUGACCUUUUGAUAUUUCUGUGUUGAGGUGCAUUGAUGUGAGUUCAAGAGUUUAUCAUCUGUUCUAGUUGCCUGCCUUUGUCACAUUAUCCAUAGCUGUGCACUAGAGACGUACUAUCCUGCAUCGAACAGUAAAUACUGUAUAUGUUUUUGGUGACUCUGAAUAACCUUUAAUCUCCAAUAUUGCGUAAAAUGUUCCAAUCCGCAUUUUGUAAAAAUUUCAGCAAUAAGCAAAUGUAGUAGUAGAUAUUAUUUUUGAAUCAUCUUGUGCCUUUUAGAAUUGCAGUGAAUUGUUCUUUUCAACCUUCUUCCAUUUCGGUUUGCACUUUACACUGCCUCACAGUCCCUUCUACUUAUUGUUUUUUGACAGAGCUUUGAAACCGGGAGCUCUCCCUGUAAACAGCUCCACCUAGUGCAUAUUCAAAUCAGAACUUGUUGAUAAUCACUUUCUCUAGACAGGACCAACAUCUUAUGGGACAGAUACACACAACAACCUCAGUUGUUUAAUGUCGUUCUAUUUCUGCUCUUGACACCAAAAAACAAAA